This is a messenger RNA of Peronospora farinosa, 324 nucleotides long. Lineage: Eukaryota; Oomycota; Peronosporomycetes; Peronosporales; Peronosporaceae. The record is from the annotation of a GenBank genome assembly.
AUGGUUUCCAUCACCGAACAAAAGUAUGAAAUUGGUCACUUAAAGCAGCUGCUGGACGGCAACAAGAUUGUCUAUACGGAGGUGGACUGUAGCCUCGAGGAGAACCGUGACACACGUAACCUCUACUUCCAAGCAAGCGGUAUCCGUGCCAACUAUCCACAGGUCUUUCUGCAGGAUCCGGAAGGCAAAAAGAUUCAAUACAUUGGCUCUUUUAAGGAGAUUCAGGAGCUGAACGAGUUGAAUGACGUGGCGCCUGAAAUCAUAAAGGCCAACAAUCUCUUGACCCUCGAUAGCGUCUUUGCAGACGUUAUGAAACGAGCUUGA